Messenger RNA from Amphimedon queenslandica, 1625 nucleotides. RefSeq names its product plexin domain-containing protein 2-like. Lineage: Eukaryota; Metazoa; Porifera; Demospongiae; Haplosclerida; Niphatidae. The transcript is spliced from 14 exons. The record is from RefSeq and is a predicted model, not a curated record. Bases 89 to 1459 code for a protein of 456 amino acids.
AUACUCUAUUGGCCUAUUCAUUCCCAGUCAGAGUGCAGGGACGCGAGGGUAACCUUGAGUGAAGCUGCAAGCUACAACUUGACUUACAAUGAAGUCCACAGUCUUGUUCCUGUCUCUCUUGUUUUCCCUUGCCUUCUCCUUUGAUGAAGACAUUGAGUAUUAUACAGAAGAAGGGAACGAAAUUGAGAACAGCCACAUCACGACAGUAUUCAGGAGCAAGAGACAAGAGGGACCAGGAAAUGCCACAACUGUAUCUGAUCAUCAUGUCUACUAUCGGUCUCAGUACAUAUCUCGUGGUGACUCCUACUGGUUUGAACUGAAAGGCAGAGAAGGCGUGAAUGAGACAGCCAUCCAGGAACUCUUUCGUUAUUAUGUGGUAUGGAGAAUGCCCUUCCCUUUUCCCUUUUAUGGACACAUACUUGAUAGAAUAGCCGUAUCCACUGGAGGUUUUCUAUACACUGGCACAUUUUAUCACAGUCAGAUCCACUUGACACAAUUCAUUGCACCUUUACAAGCUAAUUUUAAUCCUUCGCUCAACGACACUGCUAAAAUACUGGUCUACAGUACAGCAAACAGAUUCACUGUUCAGUGGGAAGGCGUCCAUAAUGAUGAUCACAUUAACGAUGGCGAGUUUACAUUUCAAGUCUCCCUCUUUCCUGAUGGUACCAUUCAUUUUGCAUACCGUGAGAUACCAUUGCCCAUAAAUAAGAUCAAUAAUGAUGAGCAUCCCGUUGAAGUUGGACUGGCUGAUUCUUUCUAUGUUGACGUGAUUGAUCGAUUCGGACGAAUCAUUCGUUAUAUUUAUGAAUACUCACGUAUACAACUCAACAAGACGCAGGAAUUAUCGAACACUGCUUACGUCAUUACGCCAGUGCCAAAUUGCAUUAUUGCUAACUCAUGUGAAAGUUGCUCUAACAUCAGCAAGCAAGGAAUUUUUAAUUGUGCUUGGUGUGCAAAUUUAUCAAGAUGUUCUGAUGGAAUAGACAGGCAUAGACAAGAAUGGUUCAUCGCUGGCUGCCAUAAUCAAGCUGUUUCAACCUGCCAGACCUCAACUGUGAGACCAACUGUAACCACACGACCAAUUUAUACUUCAUCUUUUUUAGUCUCCUCCACACGACAAAUUUUUACUCCAUCUUUUUUAACUUCCUCUCCUCCUCUUCCUACAAUUACUUCAGGCCCUCCACAGACCACAACUCCUCCAAGAACCUCCUUAUCGACAGGUGCUGAGGUUGGCAUUGGUCUGGUGGCGGUAUUCCUGUUAGUCCUGAUAAUCCUGGUGGUUGUGAUUGGAGGUGUAGUGUUGUACCUUAGACUCAAGAGGCCAGUCUCAGGACCUCAGAGUCAGGUUGUUUAUAAACAAAAAAAAGGUGAACAAGGUCUUGAUUUUCCUGAUGAUACUGACGGAUUUGUUGAUAAAGACGAGUUGGCAAUUGAGGUUGAUGAAGCCAGUAUACUAUGAAGGAUGUUAUAACAGCAAUCGUGUGCAUAUAAGAGUGUAAUUUUCAAUAUUGAUUAUGUAAAACAGUUAUUAUUUCAUUUUUUGCCCAUCGCUAUUAUUAUUAUUUUUUGCCAUUUCUAUGAUUUCUCUUGAUUUUACUCAAUCACACUCAAGCUGUUUUAUUUAA